Messenger RNA from Aspergillus vadensis CBS 113365, 198 nucleotides. RefSeq lists its product as uncharacterized. The record is from RefSeq and is a predicted model, not a curated record. NCBI's taxonomy places the organism in Eukaryota, Fungi, Ascomycota, Eurotiomycetes, Eurotiales, Aspergillaceae. The transcript has 2 exons. The coding region runs from base 1 to 198 and encodes 65 amino acids.
AUGCCUCACAAAGUCAACGACUCCAAUUCUACCCUGUCCAGCAGUGGCAGCAGCGGUGACCGUGUUGUGGUCUCAGAUCUACGAGGGCCCAAUGCUGUCCCACGCCGUACACAACCCCCGGUGAUUGUCCACAACCGGGGAGGGCAGAUCUACGAUGAAACGAGACCUUCUGAUUGGGACAAGCAACGGUGGAAGUAA